CCUAAUCUCCCUUCCUCUUUCCCUUCCAUCUUCAAACCACAUCGGUAAGUACAUUUUUGCCUAUGUUAAUGGUUUAUGUCUGCUUGGUCAAGUUGUCGUUGUGUCUCUUGUCCUAUCCACCGCCCCUCCCCUCAACUCCCUGACCAGGCUGGCUCUGGUCUUUGUGUCUGGUUAUUUCGCCUCCCUCUAAUUCCACUCCCCCUGAUUUGUCUUGCCCGCCGUGUUUCCCCGGCGUGACUACCUUAACCUGACGACUUCCACCCCUCGUUGUCGUCCACCUCUUAUUUCCCCUUCGUCAUACCACUGUCCUGCUCGCUCUCAUAUAUACCUCCUCAACCCCUCAUCACCCGACCCGUGAUUGAACAGCAGGGCACUCCCGCAAUCGUGCUCGCAUUCUUACACUCUGUCCUGUCUGGUCGCAUCUAACAUCCUCCGCGCUCACCAUCUAGAACCCUGAAGAUACACCACGACCAUCAUGGGUAUCACCUUCUCCAAGAUUUUCGACAGACUAUGGGGACGCAAGGAGAUGCGGAUUCUGAUGGUCGGUCUCGACGCUGCCGGAAAGACCACCAUCCUGUACAAGCUCAAGCUCGGUGAAAUCGUCACCACCAUCCCCACCAUCGGCUUCAACGUCGAGACUGUCGAAUACAAGAACAUUCAGUUCACCGUCUGGGACGUCGGUGGUCAGGACAAGAUCCGUCCUCUCUGGAGACACUACUUCCAGAACACCCAGGGUAUCAUUUUCGUCGUCGACAGCAACGAUCGGGAUCGUAUUGUCGAGGCCCGCGAAGAGUUGCAGCGCAUGUUGAACGAGGAUGAGCUCCGUGACGCCCUGCUCCUGGUCUUCGCCAACAAGCAAGAUUUGCCCAACGCCAUGAGCCCCGCCGAAAUCACCCAGCAGCUCGGCCUGCAAAGUCUCACUCGCCGCCCCUGGUUCAUCCAAUCCACCUGCGCCACGACUGGUGAUGGUCUGUACGAGGGUCUGGAGUGGCUCGCCGAGACGCUGCGGAAAACCAACCGCGACUAAAUGGAUAUAAUGAUUGGAGGUAUACCUGGAAGCGUGUGACGGGGCCUGUUGCAGAUGACAUGACUGGAAACAAGGGGAGACAAACCGGGGCCGACCUCGUGUGUAGUGUGGAAAGGGAAAUGCUACUUUGGUGGUUCUUGUAUGUUCUCUUACGGCUCUUCAUUCCUCUAUGCUAUUAGCUUUUUACUUUUUUUUUUUUCUUUACUCUCUCUUUCGCCAUCGAUAACUGAAUGUCGGUGUGGAUAACAACGAUAAUUUCUUUCUACGACUCUUCUGCCGGAGGACUUCCUGCCACGGAAGCCCGACGAAUGUCUCAUGGAUUGCACUGAGAGCACGGUCGACUCAGUCCAGUCAUUGUAUCUCAUUAUCACCGCAGGAAGAGGGUGGAAUUGCAACAUGUAGAGAGUUGACGCACGUGAGUGAAAACAAUAAAUCAGUGUGAUGG
Molecule: messenger RNA, 1472 nt
Organism: Aspergillus fijiensis CBS 313.89
Lineage: Eukaryota; Fungi; Ascomycota; Eurotiomycetes; Eurotiales; Aspergillaceae
Gene: arfA
Product: putative ADP-ribosylation factor
Exons: 4
Coding region: 476-1027 (183 amino acids)
Biological process (GO): intracellular protein transport; vesicle-mediated transport
Cellular component (GO): plasma membrane; cytoplasm
Molecular function (GO): GTP binding; GTPase activity
Source: RefSeq, a predicted model, not a curated record